This is a messenger RNA of Pleuronectes platessa (European plaice), 2164 nucleotides long. It is a transcript of the gene fosl1a, whose product is annotated as FOS like 1, AP-1 transcription factor subunit a. The transcript has 4 exons. Gene Ontology annotation, biological process: regulation of transcription by RNA polymerase II. Gene Ontology annotation, molecular function: DNA-binding transcription factor activity, RNA polymerase II-specific; RNA polymerase II cis-regulatory region sequence-specific DNA binding. The record is from RefSeq and is a predicted model, not a curated record. Bases 368 to 1393 code for a protein of 341 amino acids. Gene Ontology annotation, cellular component: nucleus. NCBI's taxonomy places the organism in Eukaryota, Metazoa, Chordata, Actinopteri, Pleuronectiformes, Pleuronectidae.
GUAAUGGCAGGGGGGCGUGGCAAAACUACGGUCCCGCUUUAAGAGUUUACAACUUCGCGAUCGUCUCCAGACUUUGUCUUCAAGACGCGUGACUCACGAGCAGGAGAAGUCCUGAGAGGGAUUUGAGGAGUUUUACGCACGAUUGGAAAGGAGGGCGAGGACAUUUCUUCUUCCUUGUCCCCCGUGAGGACGAAGCUGUUUGGACUCUACCGAUUUACCGCAAGAAGGUGGGCUUGCCCGGAGUUUGAAUUGACACACGAGACUCAACUCGAAAGUAGUUUUUUUUGGUGUGAGGCUUGAAGGGUCGAACAUCCACAGCCAGGACCGAUUUGAGCCUCAUUUCACCGGAGAGGAUCUAACUGAGAGGAUGUAUCGAAACUUCGGGAACGAGGGACGAGGCAACCCGCCGUACACAGGCUCAGAGUCCAACACUGGAUCCCCGGGAGGCAGCAGCACGUCCACCACACAGGAGCAGAAGUAUGUCAUGGCAGGCAGCGGUCAGUUCGUCCCAAGCCUCAAUGCCAUCACAACCAGUCAGGACCUCCAGUGGCUGGUCCAGCCCGCCCUCAUGCAUCCACCGGGCCCUUCAAGAUCACCAGUGCCCCCUUACCCAUCCCUGUCGGGGGCACGGCCCCUGGGUCCACUACAUUCCCUGUCCCACCAAUUCAGGCCGGGCGUGAUCAGAGCUGCUGCCAGCCCCAUGGGUUCGACGAGGCGCAGGAACGAUGAACAUUUAUCCCAGGAAGAGGUGGAGAGACGCAGAAUAAGAAGGGAGCGGAAUAAACAGGCUGCGGCAAAAUGUCGCAAUCGCCGACGGGAGCUCACGGACACGCUGCAAAGUGAGACUGACCAGCUGGAAGAUGAAAAGUCCGUGUUACAGAAGGAAAUUGCUGAAUUAGAAAAGCAGAAAGAAAAGCUUGAGCUGGUUCUAGAAGCUCACCGUCCCAUCUGUAAAAUAGAGUCCUCCGAUUCCGAUUCCGAGCCGGGUCCAUCAGUUUCCUCUUUGUUGGGCAUCAAAAUAGAGCCAAAAGACUUCAGCACACCUGUAUCUCAAUUUUCAAUGAAGACGGAGAGACCCAAACCAAAGAUAACCAUCCCGACCAGGCCUGCCACAUCCUCUGCCUCUGCUUUUGUCACUGAAUCUGAAUCCCUCCACACCCCGGUUCUCACAUCUACUCCCUCACUUACACCAUUCACAGCAGCUAUGGUCUUCACCUAUCCCUCUGCCUCCAUAGACCCCAACGCCUCCACCACAUCCCAUGCUGCAUCACUUCAAGGAAAUGUCCGUCCCUCUCAUGCCCCGCAGACCUGUGGGGUAGCUCAUCGUCGCAGCAGCAGCAGCGGCGACCAAUCGGAUCACUCCCUGCACUCGCCGACCAUCAUCACACUGUGAUUGGCAACACCAUGAUCCUGAUGAAACACUAAUGUUUGUGUGUGUGUGUGUCACAAAAAAAGGAUCUCUGGGAAACCGGACACCAAUGAAAAUGAUGAUUAUGAUAACCAUUUCAAAAUGAACUUAGUACAUCUGCUUCAUCUCAUCUCUUUAGAAAGUUGAUUCUGUACUUAAAUAACAUGCAAUGUAGCGGCAUUAUCAGGAGAUGAAUGUUACACUCUGCUUUAGAUUUGAUAUAAAUAUACAGACUUUAUAUUUCUAACUUUUAGAACUAUAGAAUGACUAUGUUUGAAAGAGUUUUUUAUGAUGAAAGAAUUGCAUACAAUAUAUAUAUUCACAUAAGGUUUGUAAAGGCCUUCUAUUAAUAACUGUGAUAACACCAUAAAAUAAUAUAUUAAACUAAUAUCCAUAUAAACUAAUUAUACGCAUGUAUAAUGUUGCAUUUAAUGAUUUGUGACAUGGUUACGUCAUGUUGUGUAACACUUUAUUAAUGUCCUCUAAGGAAAAUAGAGUACUGACAAAUAAAUGGGUCUUAUUUUUAUAUGAACCUUUUUAAGAAUGCUAAGAUAGUCUAUGCAAACUAUUGACCACUAAGGCUGGGCCAUAGGAGUUAAUACAGAUUUUCAUAAUCAUGUAUUUAUUUUUGAGAGUGUAAUAUAUAUUUUUUGGUCCUGUUUUCUCUGGUAGCUUACUGGAUGGGCAGUGCCUUACUUUUUAUGUUUUGUCAAAGCUACUACUUUACAGAAAAUAAAUAAAAAACAAGUGUUCAUA